This is a messenger RNA of Lizanozyma spartinae, 1008 nucleotides long. RefSeq names its product transcription factor TFIIB (gene SUA71). Gene Ontology annotation, molecular function: RNA polymerase II general transcription initiation factor activity; TBP-class protein binding; sequence-specific DNA binding. Bases 1 to 1008 code for a protein of 335 amino acids. NCBI's taxonomy places the organism in Eukaryota, Fungi, Ascomycota, Pichiomycetes, Serinales, Debaryomycetaceae. Gene Ontology annotation, biological process: transcription initiation at RNA polymerase II promoter; regulation of DNA-templated transcription; transcription preinitiation complex assembly. The record is from RefSeq and is a predicted model, not a curated record. Gene Ontology annotation, cellular component: nucleus; transcription preinitiation complex. The transcript has a single exon.
AUGUCUGGUAGUGAGUUCACGGGUCCCAACCUUAACAUUCGGUUAACGUGUCCUGAAUGUCGUAUUUUCCCACCGGAUCUCAUUGAACGGUUCAGUGAAGGAGAUAUUGUGUGUGGAAGUUGCGGGUUGGUGUUGAGUGAUCGAGUUGUUGAUACUCGGUCUGAAUGGCGUACUUUUAGUAACGACGAUCAGAAUGGUGAUGAUCCUAGUCGUGUGGGAGAUGCUGGGAAUCCUUUACUUGAUACUGAAGAUUUGAGUACGAUGAUUUCGUAUGUUCCCGAAAACACUAAAGUUGGUAGGGAAUUGAAUAGAGCUCAAUCCAAAUCACUUGUUGAUAAGAAAGAUAAUGCUUUAGCGGCUGCCUAUGCCAAAAUAGGACAGAUGUGUGAUGGUUAUCAAUUACCUAAAAUUGUUCAAGACGCAGCUAAAGAAGUUUAUAAAUUGGUUUAUGAUGAACGAUUAUUAAGAGGGAAAUCACAAGAACUGAUUAUGGCAGCCGCUAUUUUCAUUGGAUGUCGUCGUGCCAAUGUUGCUCGGUCUUUCAAGGAGAUUUGGGCUUUAACUAAUGUCCCCAGAAAGGAAAUUGGUAAGGUAUUCAAGAUUAUGAAUACUAUUAUCCGGGAAAAGAAUGCAUCUUCCAUGUAUUUCACUCCGGAUAAUAUUCAAACCACUCAAACGUCUGCUGAGGAUUUGAUCAGACGGUUUUGCUCUCAUUUGGGUGUUAGUGUUCAAGUCACUAAUGCUGCAGAGCAUAUCGCUAGAAGAUGUAAAGAAGUUGGGGUUUUAGCUGGUCGCUCUCCUAUUACUAUAGCAGCUACUGUUAUUUAUAUGGCAGCACAAGUAUUCAAUACUGAUCUUCAGCCUUCCAAGAUUGCAGAUAAGACUGGAGUUUCCGACGGGACAAUUAAGACCAGUUUUAAAGUUAUGUGGGAAGAACGAGAGAAGCUUAUUGAUCCAUUGUGGAAGGAAAGUGGUAAAAUCAAGCUUACAGAACCUAUUAAGGUAUAG